This is a messenger RNA of Tricharina praecox, 736 nucleotides long. RefSeq lists its product as uncharacterized. The record is from RefSeq and is a predicted model, not a curated record. Gene Ontology annotation, molecular function: protein binding. The transcript has a single exon. NCBI's taxonomy places the organism in Eukaryota, Fungi, Ascomycota, Pezizomycetes, Pezizales, Pyronemataceae. The coding region runs from base 1 to 588 and encodes 195 amino acids.
AUGGCACGCACCAUCACCAGCACCAGCACCAGCACCAGCACCAGCAGCGCACCCCUCCUCACUCUCCCGAACGAGCUCUUCCUCACGAUCGCAGACCACCUGAGCACACCCACGCUGUCCAGCUUCGCCCAGGCCUCACCACGGCUAUACCAUCUCCUCAACAGCCGACUCUACCGCACCUCAUGCUCACAGCGCGCCUUCCUCGCGCACCUCCUUCGCGACCAGCCCCUCUCUCACUUCCUACAGCGCGGGCUUCCCGCCACACGGAUGCACCACCUCCCCGUCGGGCCGACACCGGGCCUGGCGACCUCGCCGGGCGCGCCCGCGCCCCUGCUCGCCGUCGCGGUGUGGCACGAUGCGUUUGCGGCUGUGCAGGCACUGCUAAAGGCGGGCGCGGAUGCGACUGCGUACCCCGUCCUGCUGCUCGCGGUCGGGCUGGGCAAGGGCAGUGGGAGGAUGGUGAAGUUGCUGCUGGAGAAUGGUGCGGAGAAGGAGGUCGAGGAUAGGUAUGGACGCACGCCGUUGGAGUUGGCGGAGGCGUGGAGGGAUACGCACGUGGUCGAGUUGUUAAGGGAGUGUGAAGUGUAGGGGAACGUUGGGCGCGCGGAGGCAGGAGUUGUGAUUGUGAUUGGAUUGGAUUGGAUACUGUGCUGCGCUCUAGUAGAGGAUUAUAUGGAGUUUUGGGGCUGGCGGCUGGGGCCGCGUACGCAUAACGACUGGACGAUCAUAGACGGAG